AUGGCAAAGAGUAAAACAGGACCCCCAUACACAGGUCGCAAUUCGGAAUAUGUCGUCGUCACCACCCCGUGGGGGAUGAAUCGCGUCCCCAAGAGUCGCGACCGGAAGGACUUUGAUCGGCUGGCGGCGUGGGUCCAGCUUAUCCUCCAGGACAAAGAUAUAGGUGCGAAAGUUGAAUGUAUAUUGUCUAUGGGGACAAGAGAUGAAGUCAUUGUUCAGCUCCCAAAGGGGACAGACAUUCAGCCACUUCUUGGGGAGCAUAAGUUGGCGAUUAUUUCAAAGAAGUGGGAUGGGAAUCCGAACGAUGAUAGAGCGUCCUGUUUCUUUGAAUAUAAUUUUCGCAACAACGGUGAACCCAGUAAUCAUAACUGGGCAGAAAAUUUUCCUGGUCAUGAUCCAGGACCUGCACCUCCCGUAAAGUCCCCUUAUCCGGAACCAGACUGGGCUGAGCCCUCUCGCUCCAUUCGCAGUCUCGUCCUUCCAAUACCACCUAGACCACCGCUACCUACCCCAGAGGCUGAGCUAGCACCAAUUCCUAUUCCGACAACAAUCCCUAUCCCUGUAUCUGAAGAAGCAACACAUCUGCCUCCUAAUACUACGCACACAACACCUGCUAAUAUCACUUCUGCAUUCAAACCUUACGAGCCCCCUACGCAGCACCCUGCUCACGGAAUGUUCAUUAAUCACGAAAAUCAGUCAAGGAAUUCUUCUGCGGACCGGCAAAGCAAUCAACCAAUUGCACCCGAAGGUGAACAUGUCCCAGUCACGAAAUACAUGAAAAAGCUAGAUCCCUACCAAGAAGACGAAGACGCUCUGGCGAUCCUGCGAACACCUCCACGAGAUUUCCAAAGUAAAUCCAAGCACGUCAAACUUGAACACGUUAAAACAGAAGUGUCUGACACGGGCUUUGACACUAAAUACCAGCCACCUCAGGAACUAAUAGACGCGGUCAACGCUUUACUACAGAAGCAGAGCAAAGAACAGAAAAUCGCAGUCUGUGAAAGAUCGAGCAUGACUGAUGAAACGCUGCCAGGGCCUUCAACUUCUUCUCGGUCACCUGCAGAACUUAUGGACGCAGAUGACAAUCAAAUCCUAGAGCAUAAUCUCGACAUAAAGCCUUUCACGAAGAACAACCCUAAGCGCCUGCAAGACUCUGGGCAGAAGCCUCAAUCUCGGCCAUGUGAAAUUAACGGUCGACAGAGCAAAACCAGUGAAGAUGAGCAGAAGCCGGUUCUGAACUUACCACGUGCGUUUUGA
This is a messenger RNA of Suillus bovinus, 1257 nucleotides long. RefSeq lists its product as uncharacterized. The coding region runs from base 1 to 1257 and encodes 418 amino acids. NCBI's taxonomy places the organism in Eukaryota, Fungi, Basidiomycota, Agaricomycetes, Boletales, Suillaceae. The transcript has 8 exons. The record is from RefSeq and is a predicted model, not a curated record.